UACAUUGGCUAACCCCACUUCAAAAACAGCUGAAACUCAGACAUGCAGUACCUCUCAUGGCCAGCGUGAGGAGCUGUCUGCGCUCUCCUCGGCUGCAGUGCGUCGGGAAGCAGAAGUCUUCAACAGCUCGAACAACACUCACCUCACAGCGUGCAGCGUAUGACCCGUCCAAGUCAUCGCCCCCCUGCACAAACACCAGGGAAUACAGGGAAUGAUGUGGACAUUGAUAAUAGACAGUACUUCCCCGUCAAAGGGCGUAGGCUUGAAUUCUUCCUCUCAGGUGAUCGAAUGAUGAAAGUGAAACAUAAAGAGUGAAUCAGCCUGUGAGGAUUCUGACAGCCAGUUGCAGGAUGGAAAACAAGUUUUCAUCUGACCGGGUGGCAGCAGCUUCACAUUGUGCAGAGAAACCUGUGGAGCAUUCAGCUAAACCUCUGAGGGAAGCAGGAAGCACAACAAUCAAUGCCCAGGAUAGAAGUUUCAUCAUCAGUCCUUAUUUAAGGGACGUAACCGGAAACAACAACUUCAGCAUCACAUUAGAUUGUCAUUGCGCCGCGCCCUCGCAGUGCGUCUCGUCUGUCGUGGCGUCUGAAACCGAUGCGUUGGGGAAGGCAUAUGACAGAAACCCCGAGUUGCUUGUCACGAAUAGUAAUACUCGCACUGCGUUGACACACAAAGGCCAGAACCUGGACGUUCAGCGUCUGGCUGAUCAGCUUAUCAACACGCAGUCUCUGCUCCGUCAGGCUCUGGUCAGUCUCAUCUGCGAAUACGUUGGGUAUCAGGACCUGCCCCGGCUCCACAGUUUUGCCAGGCAAUUCGCCUUGCUUGAGCAGCCCACCUCCGCCGAGAUAUUGAGGGAUGACUCGCCUCAGUGUGGUAGCAAGCUUAACAAUAAGUCUUUUCCUUCCGCUCGUCCAACCGCUGAUGUUUUACCACCCACGUCCGCCUCCAGUCACAGCCUGCAGCAGCUUUUUGAACGAGUGGACAGCUUCGACGCUCGACUCCAGGCUCUGGAGGCAGACCUCAGGGUCAGAAGUGACCUUAUUUAGACGAGAGUCGAGCUCGGGAUGGAUAGGCCAACGCGUGUCUAACAGAAGGCUGUGGGAGCGCAUGAUGGCUAAACGUGCUGCGCGCCUCUCCAUCCAGACGAAUACUAAAAAUCAAAUAAAGUCUGUGGAUUUGUUAUGAUGAAUCAGUGUUGUGUAUUAAAUGUAGUACAUUAUUACCGUUUUUACGCAAAUUACUUUUAAUACAUCAAAUUCCUGUUUUGGAGCUUGGUUUAAUUCCUGCAUUUCUACUUUAUGGGCUGCAUUUAUCUUUGUACGAAAAUGCAAAGAAAACACGUCAUCAAGGUAAACAGCUUAACCUGUCUGUCCAGUGCAGACAAACACUGAGAUACUCCAACAGGUUGGACACAACAGGUUCAGCUUCGACAACACGUAGCAAAAUGUUUCUUCGCCGUUCAUUUAAAGGCUGUCCUUUCUGCAGCAGCCUGGGUCACACUGUGUGGUUCAAACAUUAUGCCCCACUAAGAAGGGAAAAAGUACACGGGCGUAUGUCUGAGAUGAUAAAUAUAUAAACUUUGUGAUAAACUCAUUUCAGUGUCCAGGAUAUACAAAUUGUAUGUACAAAAGAGUGCACCGCUCGGAACGUAAGUGUCAUACAGGUCACUUGGCUGAAAACGUUUAUCCGGAGUUAGUGUGUGCCUGAUAAGAUCCCACCAUAUGCAAUAUGGGAAGAUCAGAGUGAUUGUGUGUUUUCUGUGAAUGAUAAGCCCAUUGCAUAAGAGAAAACACGGGGAACAGAACAGGAAAAUAAACAGCUGUUUCUGGCCCUCUUACAGGUCUGUGUGGUCGAUAAUGUUCCAUUUAAGCACAACGUAACCGUGAUCUUUCUCUCCGGGGCCACGUAUAAGGUCACACAUGAGAGAUUCAACUGUAUUGCUUAGAUUAUAAACUCUCGGCGAAACAAAAACUAUUCAUCCAUCAGUGACGCUGCGUUGGUGUUCAGCAGGUGAGCCUUGUAGGUGGGCUGAUUAAACAGUGAUCCCAGUCAGACAAACGCACUGAGCCAAGAGACCUUUUUAAAUUUAAAUUAAAAAGUAAAGAUUUAAAAAAGUCUCUCCAGGAGUCUUAAAGGAGUUCACUGGCUGCCAGAGAAGAUGGAUGAUAACCAAUAUUUCAGUUCUGUUCACUGUCAGUUUGACUUCCAAAUAAAAAGUGUACAUAUGUAUUUACUACUGUAUUAACCCAUCACAGUAUUUGUGCAUUACUUGUCUACAGCUUGUUCCUACCUGCACAAUAUAAAUGUACUAUAUCAGUUUACACCAGUCUACCUCAGGAUUAUAUUUUAACUUCUGCACUAUUAUUUCUUUGUCUUAUUCUAAGUUUUUCUCACUGUGUGAUUUUCUUUUUGUGCAUUUUGUCUGAGCACUGUUGGAGGAGCCUGAGAACGUCUUUGCAUUUCGUUGAGGAGAAACAGGAAGACAUCACACUGACUCGCUGCAGUAAGCUUUAUUGACCUUUUCUUAUACAUUAUAUGGUAUUGACUCAAUUUCCGUUUGCGGUGUUUGUGUUUUGGAAGCGUAUUUUCCUGCUCUAAACUCAACCCAGUUUAACGAGUUAGUGCUUCAUUCCAGCGGCUAAUUAACCCCUUUAUGACUGGAAAUCAUUAGGCAGACAUUCCUACACUACAUGUCUAUCUGAUGGUGCUGUAGCUAAAUUUAAGGAAGUGAUUCCAUCAGCUUUUUAUUCAAUACCAUAUCCCAUAUCGAAUGACACUCAAUUGUUGCCCCUCCUCAUCUGAUUUUAAAAGUUACAACCCUUGAAAAUGAUUUCAUGUUAAGAGAAAACCUCCUGUUUCCACUGACUCAUUUCACUUCACAGAGAUAGCAGACCACCUCAGUCAGUCCCUCAGUCAGAACUAUCUGAUGUAGGAUUUAAAAUACAGCCCUAUAAAUUGAGCUAGGAAGUUUAUCACCGCGUGUUUUUACUGAAUCAUGAGAACGAGGGUAAGAACCAGGUCAGGUUUGAGCCCAUUUGAGUUUGGGCACCCUCCACGAACAGGGAUAGAGUUCCCACUGACACACAUCACCGUGAGAAUGACAUGUUCAAGUAUUUGUCCUUGGCUCUGGUCCGUCUACGUCAGCAGGUUAAAGAGGCGCUACUCUCUUCAGCAACACAACCGCUGCACAGCCUCCAGCCAGGGGGUUUUGAGGCGGUUAAGGACUUUAGAACAAAGCACUGGAGCGUACAGAGGUGGAACGGACCGGUCCAGGUACGCCUGACAACAUACACGGCGGUGAAAGUAGCCGAAAGAGCGCCACGGAUUCACGCCAGCCACUGCAGGAAGGUGCUGCACCAGCACGGUAACAGAUCAACAAGCCUGCACAAUCAGCAACUGAACCACUGUUUUCCCUGACCUUGUGUUGUGAGUGAAGGAGGGAUUGAGAACGCUUAGGCACCCUUUGUCUCGGACUCACAGGCUGUUAGACAGCAAACAUCAGCACAAGGGAGCUAGUGGGAAAACUCCUGGUCUCACCACUGCUGAUUUAAGUGACGCCA
Messenger RNA from Micropterus dolomieu (smallmouth bass), 3560 nucleotides. RefSeq lists its product as uncharacterized. The record is from RefSeq and is a predicted model, not a curated record. The coding region runs from base 351 to 1046 and encodes 231 amino acids. Lineage: Eukaryota; Metazoa; Chordata; Actinopteri; Centrarchiformes; Centrarchidae. The transcript is spliced from 5 exons.